Molecule: messenger RNA, 1524 nt
Organism: Cutaneotrichosporon cavernicola
Lineage: Eukaryota; Fungi; Basidiomycota; Tremellomycetes; Trichosporonales; Trichosporonaceae
Exons: 2
Coding region: 1-1524 (507 amino acids)
Source: RefSeq, a predicted model, not a curated record
AUGCCUCCCCUUCGCCACUACGACCGACUGGAAAUGGAAGACUUGGACCAAGGUGCGGACGGGUACUUGGAAGCACUCUUGCACGAGUCGUCCGACUCGGACGACUCGGCCGACUUGGACGACUGGGAGUUCAUGGGCUCGGCACCAGCCCACAUGGGUUCGGCACCAGCCACUAACGACCCCUCCCGCUCCCCUUCCCUCGAACCCUACCGUCGCGAAAAUGAAGCAGAUCAUCUACGCGCUGCGCGACGCCGCUUUUUCGAGCUGCCCGACAACUUCCGACCAGUAGGAGGACCAGCACCAAGGAUGAGGAUACCGGACGCCCCGCCCAUUCCGCGCGGUGGACCACCAGAGCAAGCUGAACCCGGACCCGCAGCCUGGCCGACUAGGGCACGUCGACGUCCAUUAAUUGACGAGGACGACUUGGACGCACCUGGUGCCAGCGCCGACACCGCAAUCGCCCUGGACGACAGCAGUGAUGAGAACGACCCCGUCCCAGGAGAGCCGGCUGCUAGAGGUCCACGCCAUGUCCGAGUCUUGUCCCCCAACGCGUUCCGGAACAACAUGGAUGUAGCAUUGGACCGAUCACUAGAUCGUGCGGUGCGGUUCGAGCGUCGCGCCAGGAGACAGCAAGAAGAGAACAGGCGAUUGCUUGAGAACGCCACUGAUCGCCUCAACCACCACCUCCGCUCUCCACAGCCCGAGGCUGGACCCGCCGAGCCGCGCGGCAACAACCGUAUGGGUGGAGCAGCUCUCCGCCAUGGCAAUGCGCAAUAUCACUUCCGCCCGGACCGUGCACCAGAGGUUCGCUAUCUCGAUCGCAACGGAAACGUGCGCGUCCGCGAGGGCCUAGACCCCGAAACCGGGGAGGACACCCCGCCUCUCCCUCCUGGACUUGAGCGGUUGGUUGGCCCCAUCCGCGGUCAUCCGGCGCUUCUGCGAAACUUGCUCAACGGAGCGUUUCACCUUGGGAUCGGCGGGGUGGGCCCAGCUGGCCGUCUGGACGCGCGGGAGAUUCUCGAUAACGUCAAGGCCGAGACACCGCCGACAGCCACCGAUGGUUUCACGUUCACGUGGGAUGUCGAAGACCUCGCCAAGGAUAUUGAGGAGAAGGAGAAGCGCAGUGUCGUCGUCGAGCUCGACGAGAGAGGCCGCAUAGUGCCUGACAAACGCAAACCGAGAGGGCAGGUGUAUCUUGCCUGCUGUGCGUGCCCCGAGCCGCUGCGGGUUGGUAACGCGAACCGGUCCCCGGAAGAUCGAGUGUGGUCGCUGCGCUGCGGACACCUGCUCGACCAGCGCUGCUACAAGCAGUGUUCGGAGCCUUCGGACGAUUCGCCUCCGCUGGACGCGCCAGCCCCAAAACGCCGUCGGUCGGGGCGGUUCACGCGCUCAACACCCAUGCGCAAGAGUGAUCACGAGUGGGUGUGCCCCGUCAAGGGAUGUGGGCGGGUGCAUGUGAGUGUAAGCGAGGGUGAAGGUUGGACGCCAAAGGAAGGACUUGGCGGGGUGCAGUUGUACGUGUAG